UGCGCAUGCGCAGAGGCGCCUGCUGUAUGACGCGUGUACGCGCAGACACCGGUGCGCUGUGCUGGAGUUUGACGUGGCACUCUCGGCACGCAAUUCAACAUCAACAGAGGAAAGGACGCAGUUCAUCGUUUUCUCUCAGGUCACCUUUUUUUUUGUCCCAGACUGGAAUGACAGAGGUAUAACAAUAGGAUGAGUCAGCAAGGUUAUGUUGCCACCCCUCCAUAUUCCCAAGCCCAGGCUGGAAUGGGGGGAUACUCUACUGGAUUUGGGAACCCCCCACCUCAAUCGCAUUAUGGGGCCUAUGGAUCCCCACCACAGGGUUAUUCUGCCCCACCGACAGGUGUGCUCAAGCCACCUGCCUCCUCUCCUUCUGGGAUGCCUCCAAUACCAGUAUCCAGCCAGUAUGGUGCUAACAUUCAGCAGAACGGGGCCCAUCCCCACAGUUUCGCUCCUCCUGCUGCUUCAGCUCCAUCCAUGUCUUCUUAUGGGCAGCCUCCUCAAAGUGCUUUCUAUAGUAUGGCACAAUCCCCACCUCCAACUCAACAGCUGACUAAUCAAAUGAGUUCCAUGAACAUUGCAGGAUAUGGUCAAAGGCCCAUGCAGUCUCCUUCAAUCUCAGCAGCACCACAACAAUUUCAAACAUCACCACCACAACAAUUCCAAACAUCACCAUCUGCAAUGGGACAUCCUCCUCUUUCUCCACCUGGACAGCAGCCGCCUUCAUUAGGGUCUCCUCCACCAAUGGCCACUAUGGGUUCUAUGUCAGCUCCACCUAUGGGAAUGUCUGGCCCUCCUGGACCAGGUGUCCACCAGCCACCACUUGGACCCCAAGGCUAUCAACAGCAACCAGGGAGCCCAAUUGCAGGACCUUAUGGUGCACAAAUGGCAGGACCACAGAUGGCAGGGCCACAAACAGGUGCUUUCCCAGGAGGCUUCCCUGGAGCUCCAUCCCAAAUGGCAGGCCCUCCUCAGAAGAAGCUGGACCCAGACUCUAUUCCAAGUCCGACGCAAGUGAUUGAAGAUGACCAGGUUAAGAGAGGGGGCCAGGUGUAUGUCACAAACGUUAGGGGCCAGGUGCCUCCACUGGUCACCACAGAUUUCACAGUACAGGAUCAAGGGAAUGCUAGCCCAAGAUUCAUGCGGUGCACAACAUAUUCCUUCCCUUGCACUGCUGACCUUGCAAAGCAGUGCAAAGUGCCUCUGGCAGCCAUUAUCAAACCCUUCGCUACCGUGCCCAAAAAUGAGACUCCUCUGUACAUUGUAAAUCACGGUGAGACUGGACCAAUCCGCUGCAACCGCUGUAAGGCCUACAUGUGUCCUUACAUGCAGUUUAUCGAUGGAGGACGACGCUACCAGUGUGGUUUCUGCAGCUGUGUUAAUGAAGUUCCAGUGCAGUAUUUCCAGCAUCUGGACCAUAUGGGGAGAAGAAUGGAUAUGUAUGAGAGACCAGAAUUGUCUUUGGGCUCAUAUGAGUUCAUUGCCACGUUGGAUUACUGCAAGAAUAAUAAGCCUCCCAAUCCUCCUGCCUACAUCUUCAUGAUCGAUGUCUCUUACAACAACAUAAAAAGUGGACUUGUCAAACUAAUAUGCGAGGAACUGAAGACAUUGCUUGACCGACUUCCAAAAGAGGAGGGAGCCGAAAGUUCAGCCAUCAAAGUGGGCUUUGUCACUUACAACAAGAUCCUGCACUUCUAUAAUGUGAAGAGUGCUCUGGCCCAGCCACAGAUGAUGGUGGUCUCUGAUGUGGCUGAGAUGUUUGUACCUCUUCUCGAUGGAUUCCUCGUCAACUUCCAGGAGUCUCGGCCUGUCAUCAACAACCUUUUAGAUCAGAUCCCUGACAUGUUUGCUGACACCAACGAGAGUGAGACUGUUUUUGCACCAGUCGUGCAAGCUGGUGUGGAGGCCCUAAAGGCAGCUGAAUGCAGUGGCAAACUCUUCAUCUUCCACUCCUCCAUCCCAACAGCAGAGGCUCCAGGAAAACUGAAAAACAGAGAUGACAAAAAACUAGUCGGUACAGAAAAGGAGAAGACUCUGUUCCAGCCUCAGCGGGGUGUGUAUGAGCAGCUGACUAAAGAUUGUGUGGCUCAGGGCUGUUGUGUCGACCUCUUCCUGUUUCCCAAUCAGUAUGUGGAUAUGGCCACCAUGGGCGACGUGCCCUCACAUACUGGAGGCUCAAUCUACAAGUACAGCAACUUCCAGGUGGAGGUUAAUGGUCAGCAUUUUCUCAAUGACCUCAAGAGAGAUGUGGAGAAGUCCAUCGGAUUCGAUGCCAUCAUGCGUGUCCGUACUGGCACAGGCUUCAGGGCCACAGAUUUCUUUGGUGCCGUACACAUGAGCAACACUACAGAUGUGGAGAUGGCAGCAGUGGACUGUGACAAGGCCUUGACGGUGGAGUUUAAACAUGACGACACACUCAGCGAGGAGUCUGGAGCUGUGAUGCAGUGUGCUUUGCUCUACACCACCAUCGGUGGACAGAGGAGGCUGCGAAUUCACAACCUCAGUCUGAACUGCAGCGCACAGCUCUCUGAGCUCUUCAAAAGCUGUGAGACAGAUGCCCUCAUCAACUUCUUCGCCAAGUCAGCGUAUCGGGCCAUGCUCAACCAGCCACUGAAGACGGUGAGGGAAAUCCUGGUAAACCAGACGGCUCACAUGCUGGCCUGCUACAGGAAGAACUGCGCCACUCCUUCAGCAGCCAGCCAGCUAAUCCUGCCUGAUGCGAUGAAGGUGUUUCCCGUCUACAUGAACAGUCUGUUGAAGACUCCAUCUCUUGUGGGCAGUACUGAGCUCUCCACAGAUGACAGAGCCUUCUACAGAUUCAUGGUUAUGGCGAUGGGAGUGGAGGAAACCCAGGUCCUACUCUACCCUCGGCUCAUCCCGCUGCACACUAUGGAUGUGUCCAGUGAGUCAAUCCCAGCUCCAGUGCGCUGUUCUGAGGAGCGGCUCAGCGAGUCAGGGAUUUUCCUGUUGGAAAACGGGCUCUCUAUGUUCCUCUGGCUGGGACAGGCCUGCUCACCUGACCUCAUCCAGAACCUCUUCAAUGUGCCCUCUCUCGCCCACCUGAACUCAGAAGGGCAGACGUCAUUACCUGUGCUGGAUAAUGCUCAUUCCAGGAAACUCCAUUCAAUCAUCUCCAGCAUUUCACAGCAGAGGGCCACAUCCAUGAAGCUGAUGAUAGUGAAGCAGAAGGACAGAGCAGAGAUGUUGUUCCGUCAGCACCUGGUGGAGGAUAAGGGUCUUCACGGAGGGGCGUCUUAUAUGGACUUCCUGUGCUAUGUCCACCGUGAGAUCAGGCAGCUGCUUACUUAAGGCUCUCUCUCUCACACACACACAGAUAAGUGUGUUAUAGCGCACAGGCAUCUUCUCUUAUAACCUCUGCAGCUGCCUAUGAUAUAUGACCAAAAUCUUUUUCUGCAGUUGAGUAUGACCCUUGUGCUUUAUUCCUUUCUGUUUCACAUGAGGGAUGCUGGUAAGUGGGUGUUUAGAUUGAACACCUUCAAAUGCGCCACAUCUCUCUGUUCUGAGAAGCCAUUAUGUUGAGAAUCUCUCAAUGACUUUAUUAAAUCAUCCCUCCAGAUUUAAUUUACCAAAGGGAAACAUUUCUCACAGUCAACACACAGACAAAAUGAACAAAGCAGGCUCGUAAUGUGUGGAUUUGAGUGGAAAAUCUGUGCUGUGUCUAUUAAAUUAAUAGAUGACAUCUUUGUGACUGGAACUAUACAGUACCAAACUUGCAAAUAUAUUUUUUUUAUGACUUCAGGGAGGACACCAUCACACAUAACUGAAAUCUAGUCAUGUACAAAAA
This is a messenger RNA of Rhinichthys klamathensis goyatoka, 3802 nucleotides long. It is a transcript of the gene sec24d, whose product is annotated as SEC24 homolog D, COPII coat complex component. Gene Ontology annotation, biological process: intracellular protein transport; endoplasmic reticulum to Golgi vesicle-mediated transport; COPII-coated vesicle cargo loading. The record is from RefSeq and is a predicted model, not a curated record. NCBI's taxonomy places the organism in Eukaryota, Metazoa, Chordata, Actinopteri, Cypriniformes, Leuciscidae. The coding region runs from base 190 to 3306 and encodes 1038 amino acids. Gene Ontology annotation, molecular function: zinc ion binding; SNARE binding. Gene Ontology annotation, cellular component: COPII vesicle coat; endoplasmic reticulum exit site. The transcript has 23 exons.